Manihot esculenta (cassava) is the source of this 1115-nucleotide messenger RNA. Its product is annotated as peptide deformylase 1A, chloroplastic/mitochondrial. The coding region runs from base 28 to 828 and encodes 266 amino acids. The record is from RefSeq and is a predicted model, not a curated record. Gene Ontology annotation, cellular component: chloroplast; mitochondrion. Lineage: Eukaryota; Viridiplantae; Streptophyta; Magnoliopsida; Malpighiales; Euphorbiaceae. The transcript has 4 exons. Gene Ontology annotation, biological process: peptidyl-methionine modification; N-terminal protein amino acid modification. Gene Ontology annotation, molecular function: peptide deformylase activity.
AGCUACCGACAAGCCGGCUCAAUAGCCAUGGAGACCCUCCACCGAUUGUCCCUCCGUCUUAUCCCGGUAUCUCUGGUCGGCAAAUGUCUGACGCCCACCCCACUGCCUCCGAUAUCUCGUUCAUUUAGAAUGCCCAUGUCCAAACCCGAAUUCAUAACCUCAAACUUCUCAUUCAUUGCCCGGAAGUCUAUCUCUUCCUCUACAGUUGCCAAAUCGGGUUGGCUUCUGGGUCUUGGACAGAAGAAAAGAACGAGCUUGCAGGAUAUAGUUAAAGCAGGUGAUCCGGUUUUGCAUGAACAGGCUCGAGAAGUUGACCCGGAGGAAAUCGGAUCGGAAACGAUACAGAAGAUAAUUGAUGAUAUGGUUAAGACUAUGAGGAUGGCUCCUGGUGUUGGAUUAGCUGCCCCUCAAAUUGGGAUCCCAUUACGGAUCAUAGUUUUGGAAGAUACAAAAGAAUAUAUUGGUUAUGCACCCAAGGAAGAGACUAAAGCACAGGAUAGGCGCCCUUUUGAUCUUCUGGUGAUCCUGAACCCAAAGCUUAAAAAGAAAAGCAACAGAACUGCAUUCUUUUUUGAAGGUUGUCUGAGUGUUGAUGGAUUCAGGGCAGUGGUGGAGCGAUAUCUUGAUGUUGAGGUUACAGGUUUGAGUCGUUAUGGCCAGCCCAUCAAGGUAGAGGCUUCAGGUUGGCAGGCCCGUAUCUUACAGCACGAGUGUGAUCAUUUGGAUGGAACUCUUUAUGUUGAUAAGAUGGUCCCAAAAACAUUUAGAGCUGUAGAAAAUUUGGACUUGCCUCUCGCUGAGGGGUGCCCUAAGCUUGGUAACCGCUAGUUCGUGCGAAGUCAUGAAGAUGGUGGAAAAAUGCAAAACAGGGGGUUUAAAAUCCACUUCACAUGGAAACUGGCUCAAGUAUGUUUCUUUAUCCGGUCUGUCGUAGAAAUUUUCUCUCCCCUGUUUUCAUAUAUUUUUGCUUCUUGGAAAAGGGCAGAGAAACAAGUUGGUGUGCAUUACAUCAUGAUUCAAAACAGUUUUCUCCGUUUCUUUUUUCAGCUAGUAAGUUACAUAACUUUGUUUCCUUUUAAAGCAUUGAUUUAUGGUAAUUUUGAUUUAAUUUUCCA